This is a messenger RNA of Cyphellophora europaea CBS 101466, 1014 nucleotides long. RefSeq lists its product as uncharacterized. The transcript is spliced from 2 exons. The record is from RefSeq and is a predicted model, not a curated record. Gene Ontology annotation, molecular function: hydrolase activity. NCBI's taxonomy places the organism in Eukaryota, Fungi, Ascomycota, Eurotiomycetes, Chaetothyriales, Cyphellophoraceae. Bases 1 to 1014 code for a protein of 337 amino acids.
AUGAACUUACUGCUGCUCCUCCUGCGCAACCCUCUGAAGACGUGCAAGUUCGCCUACACUUGGUUCGCGCAAUCGCUUCUUCCUUUGCGGCUGCAGUUGCAACGAGCAUACCUGUCAUCAUGCUCCGCCACCUUUCCUGACCUCACGCAUCGCUUACCAGUUGGUCCUGUGACCGAAUCGCGAGCGCGACUGGUCGUUGGCGACGGCUUCAAGGCAUAUUUGGUGCCAGGCGACAAAGUUCAUCUGUUGAAGCCCGGCACAAAGAAGUCGGGACGACGAUGCACAGUUGUGUAUGCUCAUGGAGGCGGCUACGCUCGUGGCGAGGCUAAGAUGUACUUGAACUAUAUGGAACGAUGGGUUCGCGUGGCCGAAGAUGCUGGCCUUGAUCUGGCUUUCGUCUCCGUCGAGUACCCCUUGUCUGGCGAAGUUCCGCACCCUGCUCAAAGAGAUGCAUUUCUGGGAGCUUAUCGUCAUCUACUGGCUUCUGGUGUUCCCCCAAGCGAGAUCAUGUUCAUGGGUGACUCAGCAGGCGGUGGGUUGAGUAUCCUCAGUGGUAUCGAAUGUCAGCGACAAGGUCUCGCACAGCCGGCAGGCAGUAUACUCGUCUCUCCAUGGAUGGAUGCGACCAUGCCCGCUCACAACGGUGGAAACGCGCUGGUCGAAACAGACUAUGUCAUUGGUGCCAACAACUCAACGCCUGCGCUCUACUCACUAUGGUUGCGUGAUAUUCCGCCAACCGAUUUUGAUGUGAACCCUCUAUACCAGCAACCGGGCGAUAUACAUGGUCUCAACCCUCAGCUGAUACUUGUCGGCGCGGGCGAGUUUGCUCUCCAAGAUUCAAAAGAUUGGGCGGAAUUGUGUGCGAAAGCGGGGGUGAAGCACCGCCUCGUCUGUGAAUGGGGACAAUUGCACAUAUACGCUAUGGGGUCAACAUGGCUCGAACCAUCGGUGCGCCGGAAAACGGAGCUCAGCAUUGUGGAUUGGAUAGCUAUAUGCGUGGCUGACACACACUGA